CGAAUUCCAGGCAGAGAGUUUUUGUCUGAUUAUUCAAAUCAAUCCAGCAAACUUUACAAAGACUUUGUGGCCAAUUUUACCAUGCAGGUUGAAAACAAUCUCCCAAAAGCAUACCAGGACCUUAUCAGGGCUAAAGAAAUGGUGGUGGUUGUGACAGGUGUUCACAGAGGAAGUGUGAUCGUUGACUUUGAUCUGGUCACUGCUCUGGAGGUCAAACUGUCAACCUCUGACGUGCAGAACAGUGUCAUCAAUGCGCUGAAAUCAUCUGUACUCGGAGUAGAUCUGAAUUUCACCUCAGUCAAAGAGGCAGAUAUCUGCCAACGAGGCGAUUACACAUGCUCAAAAAAUGCCAGCUGUGUCAGAGAGGGACCCUCACAUACAUGUGAAUGUAAGGCAGGAUUCUACGAUGAAAACCCAACCGUACCGGGUACUGACUGCAAGAGAAAUAUCUCUCCAGGUGCAGAUCCAUGUGAAGGCUUGUGUUCAUCACGUGCUCAGUGUGUGGUUGGUCCUGGAGGCAGCCAUGAGUGUAGCUGCUAUCCUGGUUUGAUAGAUGAGAAUCCUGUUAAUCCUGGGAAGCUAUGCAAAGAUCCUGUCGACUGUUUUGAUCAAGAAAAUGACAUUUGCUCAUCCCAAAAUCCAUGUCUUCCAUCCAAGUUUCUCUGCUCAUUGAGGAAGGUUUUCAAAUUAACAGCAGAAUUCAACUCUUGGAUCUUCAACUCCUCUCUGCACGACCCAGGGAGCGAUGCUUGGGCAUAUGCCUCUACAAAGAUCAUAAAAACUGUUGUCCCCAGAAUGCGGUGUGUUCUGUCAGAUUCAUCCUUUGACAUGACAGUGGUGGGCUACCAGAGGGGUAGUGUGGUGGUCAGGAUGAUGUGUGGUUAUAAUGGGAAUACUACCGCUGAUGAAAGAACUCUCCAGGCUGCUCUGCAGGACACAAUCCGCAAACACUUGGACGACUCCGCCAUAGCUACCUUGAAAAGAGUUUCACAGAUAUCAAUGGCCCCAGGAGCAGGCUGGAAAGUGGCGACAAUAGUCCUGGGAGUUCUGCUGGGCUUCACUUUGAUAGUCGUGGUUGUCGUUCUGAUCAUCACCAUAGCGAGGAGAGCAGCUAGCAAGCUGACCUCAUAUAACAUCGAGCAAACAAAGCACAACAGACAAGUGGUGUCCGAUGACUAUUUAGAAGGACGUUAUUCUUAUCAGGUGUAGUUCAGGGAUUCUUAAAAAGACGAGAUAAUCUCAACUUUUUUUCACGAAUAUAUUUGUUAAUAUUAACAGAAGUAUCAGCUAUCACACCAUGUAAAGGAACAACCUCCUAAUACUUUAAGUGUUUCAUAAAAUGCAACUAACUCAACUCCGUCAGACACAAUAAAAGGCAGUACAUUUUUACAUUUAUUGUUGAACAAGUGUUUAAUAAAGGCCUUGAUUGUUUAAUUGUAACAUUAGAUUAUUCAAAAAUGUAAUACAAAUCUCCAAACGUCUUAAUUGUUUUAUUUUAUAGUGCUAUAUAAUGCACCAGGGGUAAUUUCGCGUUUGCAUGAUUUUUUUGUUCGUUUUUUUGCAUGUUUUUCUAGAUUCAGAACAUAAAACAACAUUUAGAAAGCAAACAUUAUCCCUUGGAUCUACCACAGCAAAUACAUCAGUAGUUUAAGCAUAUGUUGCAACAAGGUUAAAAUAUUUUUUCUAAAUAUUGACUAAAAGAUCGAUCUUAUUAAGAGGGUUAGUCAUCAGUGAGUUGAUAAGGCACUGACGCAGUUGACUCAAAGCAGACAUAUUUGUGCCUCUACAAAUAAAUGUUUAAUACAAACAUUUGUAAAAUAUAGAAAAUUAUUUAUUUGAAAACAAUACAAAUAUAACCAUUAUAUCAGAUCUUUCAGCACUCUGACGGAGUUGACUUUAGAGUUAAUGUUUUAUGGAGUUGACAACAUUUUUGGCUUUUGUUCUUCAUUCAAGUGAUAUACAAGUUUUUCCUCAGUUGCUUUAAGGCUCUAGAACCUAAUUAUAUCAUGUCCUAUCUUAAUCUAUCAGACAGAUGGAGUCAACAGUUUAUGGUUGUGACAAUGGUGAUUUCAAUAUUGUUUGUUUAAAUCUAUCAGAAGUAGAGAACUUUACAGAUCAUGAGUUGUCUUGUUGCACUACAUGUAAUGAGGACAUGAAGAACGGGGUCCUUAUGGUGUAACUGACCCUGUUCAUUUCUGAUUCAUUUAGGAUUUUAGACAAAUCUGUCAGAGUUGACCAAAUCUCCGGACACAUUUUUUAGAAAUCAUAGUUUUGAAAGAAAUAAUCUUUAAAGUCAGAGAGGGCCAUUGAAAUUUAGAUUCUUUGCUCUGGACAAGGACAUUUCUGAGCAUAGAGCUGGCAUGUACAUUAACCAUAUUUAAAAUAUUUGGACAAUUCCAAAAGCAAAUCUUUGCCCUUGUAAAAUUCCACUAAAUGUAUUUUUUAAGC
Messenger RNA from Salvelinus sp. IW2-2015, 2448 nucleotides. RefSeq lists its product as uncharacterized. Gene Ontology annotation, molecular function: protein binding. NCBI's taxonomy places the organism in Eukaryota, Metazoa, Chordata, Actinopteri, Salmoniformes, Salmonidae. The record is from RefSeq and is a predicted model, not a curated record.